Scophthalmus maximus (turbot) is the source of this 3408-nucleotide messenger RNA. Its product is annotated as lysosomal membrane ascorbate-dependent ferrireductase CYB561A3-like. The transcript is spliced from 7 exons. Gene Ontology annotation, cellular component: lysosomal membrane. Lineage: Eukaryota; Metazoa; Chordata; Actinopteri; Pleuronectiformes; Scophthalmidae. The record is from RefSeq and is a predicted model, not a curated record. Gene Ontology annotation, molecular function: oxidoreductase activity. Bases 1540 to 2280 code for a protein of 246 amino acids.
UUAUUGCUCUAUGCUGGCUUUGCUCAGAUUUUUUGCAUAUUAUCUUUUCCCGUUAGACACGCUUAUGACUUCAGAUGAGGAAGAGAGCCACAGCGCAUUACUGUCACUUGAUUAAGUCCAUCGGUCCUUCGUUGUGCCACCAGCCUCCAGUCUUGACCGUUCAUACCCGUCACGUCAGUCAAAAUGGGAAAUAUCCACUCUGCAUGCCAAAUGAGCAACCACAGCCACAGGAACGUCCGGGUGUUCAUCACGGAAAAGGCUGUGGAGAUCGACGGCUUCGUCACUUCCGAGCCUGGGGGCGAUGAUAAGAUCUCGCCCGCGCUUCCGGAGGACAAGAAGUCCUGCUUCAAGACGGACAUCAACUUCAUCCGUGUGCUGGCCUCUCAGACUCGGGAAGUGCCCUGGGAGGCCCAGCACUUUGUGUCCAUCUUUGUGGAGGACGACGAUGACCAAGACAUUUGCAGCAGAAACAUCAUACACAACAUGGCUAUGAGCGCUCCUGUUACUGUGCUUCUCUAUGACGUGUAGAGCAACACCUCUUUCUCACUGUUCACUAUCCUCCACUCACACGCAGGCCAAUCAUAAAGGGGAAUAUUGUGUCUAAAUUGACAUAAUAAUGGAAUAGUCUCAGUGCUGUAAAGAUAUCUCUCAUGAUGCCUGCAAUAAAAUCGCCGCAAAGCGUCACGGUCUUCCAGCCUUUUGCAUUUUGUCAUUACUAAGUAAAAUGAGAUUACACAUUCAUCAGGCGUCACUCUCCCGGCGUGACUGUCCCUCUGGGAUCAUCUGCAUCAGUCCAGAUGUCAGGGUUGUCACUAAACUGUGGAGCCUUUAUUCAGACUGGAGGUCAGAGUUAAAUUGGAUGACAUGGAGCUGGGCUCUCACACACCCACAUGGUUGUUUUGCAAAAGAAAGUCUUUGUGACACCAUUGUUUGAUCAUGCACAAAAAAUUAGCGCAAUCCAUUUGUGGGUCAGCUUGAAAAGAAGAUAAUAGAACAUAUUUGUUCAUGUUUACUGCUUUUACUUCUUAACACUUACUUUACGUUUUAUGAAAGCAGAUCGUAUGUGAUGUCUUUAACCACAAUCAGUUUUAAUGUAGGAAAAGGAAAAGUUGAAUUAUAUUUCUCUGAUUUGCAUGUGUGUGUGUGUGUGUGUGUGUGUGUGUGAAAGCAAACCAUAUUGAUCUGUGUGAGCACUUUUUACUUUGUACCAUCAGCUUGUGCUUUAUGAAUAGGCCUUAUCUUGACUUUGCUGGUACAGGCAGCAUAUUUUAUAAUGAAUAUGAAAAGUGAAUGACCAAGCAAAAAAUUAGUUAUGUUACAAAACAGUGAGUCAUGGGUGUCUAAACCACAACCCCCCCUUGACCACCUGACUUAUUCAGCAUCAGAAACCUUUGGUGUGGGGAUACUCUGUCAUUGGACAUACCAUAGAAGGUAUCAUAGAAAGCAGAACAACACUGUUGUCACUCUUUGGGACGAUCAUUGAGCAGAAAGAGAGCAAGGAGGCAGGAUUCACAUGAAGGAGAGAAGCACUCGACAAACAUGAGGUCGUCUGUGCUUUUCUACCUCACCUACACACUGUGUCUUUCUUUGGGCCUGCUCUGCGUGCUGUUUGUGAGCUACUGGAGCUCACACUGGCGAGGUGGUUUCGCCUGGGAUUAUUCUGCCCUGGAGUUCAACUGGCAUCCUGUGCUCAUGGUGUCCGGGAUGGUGGUUCUCUAUGGCAAUGCUGCUGUUGUGUAUCGUGCACCGUUCACCUGGAAGCAGAAUAAGCUCACCUGGAAGCUGGUGCACGGCGGACUGAUGUUUUUGGCAUUGCUUCUGUCCAUCGUGGGCCUGUGUGCUGUGUUUGACUCCCACAAAGGCUUAAACCUCCCUAACAUGUACUCUCUGCACAGCUGGGUGGGCAUCUGCACUGUAGCAAUGUUUGCAUUACAGUGGAUUCUCGGCUUGGCUGGUUUCUUGUUUCCUUGUUCUCCACUGUGGUUCCGAAGCUCCCUGAAACCUAUCCACAUUUGGGUGGGAAAAGCCAUCUUGAUCCUCGGUCUGGCCUCCUGCAUCAGUGGUAUUGAUGAGAACUUGCUGCUUGCGCUCAAUGAAAGCAGUGCUGAGCCUUACAACUCGCUGCCCUUGGAAGCAAGAUUUGCAAAUUCCCUCGGCAUCCUCAUCGUGGCCUUUGUAUUGGUUGUCUUUGGAAUCUUAUCCAAAGACAAAUGGCAGAGGCCAGAAGCAGACGGGGAAAGUUUUCAUCUCCUGCACACUGAAGACAACACAAGAAAUUGAUACCACUAAUGUGCCCUUUUUUUAUUCCAACCAAAUGAAAGCUGUGCUUAAUCUCACUGACACUAACAGAAAAAACAGUGUUUUUUGUUGUUCAAAAACUAACUGAUGACUUUUCAUGUUUGUUUAAGUUUUUCUUUGAUAUGAGAAUGAGAAAAAAUCUUUUUAAUCAAAUGGGAAAACAUUUAUUGUAAUUUGCAAUAUAGUAGAUGUUUUUUUUUUCCAAUUUCUUGGAUGAUUUGUUCUUUGAAUAUGCCUUAUAUAACCUAUGGUCAUGCAUAAUUUGAUCAAAUCAAUCAAUAAAUCAUUAAACCUUGUUAACUUAAAUUCUGCUGACGAUGUAUCAUACUAAUUGAUGACUUUUCAUGUUUUUCAAGAUUUUUCUUGAUAGGUAUGAGAAAUAAUCUUUUUAAUCGAAUGGGAAAACAUUUCUUGUAAUUUGCAAUAUAGUAGAUGUUUUUUUUUCCAAUUUCUCAGAUGAUUUGUUCUUUGAAUAUGCCCUAUAUAACCUAUGGUCAUGCAUCAUUUGAUCAAAUCAAUCAAUAAAUAAUUAAAUCAUGUUAACUUAAAUUCUGCUGACGUUGUAUCAUACUAUGAUACAUCGUCAGACAUCAUGUUUUUCAAGAUUUUUCUUGAUAGGUAUGAGAAAUAAUCUUUUUAAUCGAAUGGAAAAACAAUUCUUAUCAUUUGCAAGACGUGUAAGACGUGGUCUCUUUCCUCCAGAUGGGGACCUUUAUGUCAUCUGAUUGAUUAACUGGGUAAUAAGUGUAUAACUUUUUAUUUACGUUUUGUCAGCAAUAUCAUUGUAUUUGUCAUUAUCGCUAAUAUAAGUCACUUUUGUAAUUACACUUCUGAACUAAAUCUGCAGUUUUAAUGUUACACUCCAGUGUAUUACAAACCUGUGCCAUUGGUUGCCAGUGUAGUGCAACAUCUAGAUUCAGAUGGGGAUGGAGAGCAAAUAAGCAGACAGUACCAUAUUCUUUUCCAACAAUAGAAAGUUCACUAACAAGGACCACACCUGCAAAGUUAUGAAUAUUAAAGUUUAUUGCAUAUGAAGGAGGGAUGAGGGUCGAGGGAUGAAGGGUAAGGGUUUGGGGUUGAAGGGUAAGGCAUGAGAUGGAAAGUUGAAGG